AGUCACGUCAACAAUCAAAACGAAAACUGUCAAAUGUCAAAAUAUGUAUUAUCACAGGUAUUAUGAAUGGCGGUGGCUUGCCGAUUUUUAUUAGUACUUAUUUAAAUAAAAAUUAAUUUACAAAUAAAUGCAUAUGAAUAUGCUAGUGUAGUGUGGAGCCCCAUAGCAACUGCAGUUCAUAAUUAAUAGAGAGUGGUAUUACAAAAACCUAUAAACAUGGAUGACCAACAGAAUAUGCCGCCUCCUCAAAUGUUUCCCAAUCGGGAAAUGCUCCAAAUGCCUCCACCAGAUAUGAUGCAGGCGCCUCCGCCUAGUGGUGGUGCUAUGGGCCCUCCUCCAAACAGCAUGGGGCCACCACCAGGUCCUCCGCCAAGUUUUGGCCCGCCAGGUAAUAUGGGACCUCCACCUCCUAUAAUGCAACAGGCACCAGAAAAACAAUUACCAUCACUGUUGACUCUCAAAGUCGAUCCUCCAGAACAGCUUAUGGAGAACUCGUCAGAUGUAGUACUACCACAAGUGCUGGAAGAUGUUUUAGCAUUGAAGAAUCAAAGGGCAUUAGAACUUGGCACUGAGGAAACUACAAAUGAAACUCCAAGUAAUAAAAAAUCUAGUGAACCAGAGAGAGAUUUGGAUCCUGUCAUUGAUACAGAAAUAGAGAUUGAACCAGAACCAAUGACUAACCAGCAAAAAGAAAAGGAGAAAGAUAGGAUUAGUAGAAAUAAGAAAAAGAAGAAGAGGAAGAAAGACAGAAAACUUAACAAAAACGAACAGAAGGAGAAUGAGAAGAAAGAUGAAGUGAAGGAAAAUGGUGUAGCUGAAACAACUGCAGAGGAAAAGGAUGAUGUAGAAAUUGAGUAUGUUCAAGAGACGAUUGGUCUACACGAGCUGGCCCCUCAGUACCGGCAGUUUUAUAGCAUCUUCGAGUCAUUCAAGAUAUCCGAACAGAAGGCAGACAUUGCACCUCCCACCUUAGUCCUCCCCACUUCCCUCUCCAGCAGAGCAACGAACAAUGAAGAUGGAAUGGAAGAAAGUGACGAACCUGAAGAGAAGAAGGCGGAUGAUAAAACGAAAAUGUCCAAAAGGAAGAUGAAGAAGUUGACGAGAUUGAGCGUAGCUGAGUUGAAACAGUUGGUCAGCAGACCUGAUGUAGUCGAGAUGCAUGAUGUCACUGCCAGAGAUCCAAAGUUGUUGGUACAGUUGAAGGCUCAUCGAAAUACUGUACAGGUUCCAAGACACUGGUGCUUCAAACGUAAAUAUCUCCAAGGAAAAAGGGGUAUUGAGAAACCUCCAUUUAGCUUACCAGAUUUUAUAAAGAAAACUGGAAUCAUGGAAAUGAGAGCCUCGUUGCAGGAGAAGGAUGAAUCCAAAACCCUUAAAGCCAAAAUGAGAGAAAGGGCUAGACCCAAGCUAGGAAAAAUUGAUAUCGAUUACCAAAAACUACACGAUGCAUUUUUCAAAUGGCAGACCAAACCGAAAAUGACAAUCCAUGGUGAUUUGUACUAUGAAGGAAAAGAGUUUGAAACUCGUCUCAAAGAAAAGAAACCGGGAGAUUUAACCGAAGAAUUGCGUACAGCUCUUGGCAUGCCAGUUGGACCAAAUGCUAACAAAGUUCCUCCACCAUGGCUGAUUGCUAUGCAGCGUUACGGACCGCCUCCUAGUUAUCCCAAUCUCAAAAUUCCUGGUCUAAAUGCGCCUAUUCCGGAAGGAUGCUCCUUUGGCUACCACGCUGGUGGCUGGGGAAAACCUCCUGUAGAUGAAAAUGGAAAGCCUCUCUACGGGGAUGUUUUUGGUACACAUACCAGUCACAUUGACGAUGUCGGAGAAGAUCCAAACGUGGACAGAACCCUGUGGGGUGAACUAGAGUCUGAAUCAGAAGAAGAAAGUGAGGAAGAAGAGGAGGAGGAAGAACAGGAAAGUAUUGCUCCUCCAGAUGAAUCCGGCUUGGUCACCCCAGCUGAGGGUUUGGUCACACCCAGCGGACUGACGAGUAUACCAGCUGGUAUGGAAACGCCAGAGACUAUCGAACUCAGGAAGAAGAAGAUUGAAAAUGAAAUGGAAGGCGGUGAGACUCCAGUGCUUUACCACGUGAUCCCCGAGAAGCGUACCGACCGCAUCGGCAACGCUAUGAUGGGCAGCAGCCACGUGUACGACAUGAGCGCCGUUCAGACCCAAGCUGGGGCGAUUGCGGCCAAAAAGGGGCCCGAUCACAGGGAAGGAAUGGUCGAGUUGGCGCUCGACCCGUCCGAGCUCGAUUUGGAUAGCGACGCUAUGGCUGUGAGGUAAGUUUCAACAACUACAGGACGGGCGAAGGUCCGGUAUUUAAUGUGCAUGAGAGAGAUGGAAAGGGAAACACGUAUGUUAGAUAAACAGAGAAGAAGGAUGAGUCUAUGACGUUGUUAUGCAUCAGCAGUUGGCGAAACCGCUGUUGGGAAGUGCCUACGGUGGAAGCGACGUGUAAUCGGAAGUUUAUGGUAUUUAAUAGGGAGUGACAUCUAGAUGAAGAAUAAUUCGUCAAGUCACCGUUCUCUUUUGUCAUAGUGAUAGUUUGUAGGUCUGUCAGGUUUAGUCACCCAGAAACCAGACAAAAAUAAACAGGAAAAGAAAAAAAUAAGCAAUAUAGCAAAGAGGAAGAAGAGAAUCUUUUAGGACAGGAAGCGUUAAAGCGUUGUAGAAAUUACUCUACAAAUUUUAUAUGGUUGAAAGUAUGUUGAUUGCAGUGCGAGCCACGGCUAUUUGCAUACUUGCUCGACUGUAUAGCACACUGAUUUAAUGAUUAGUUUUGCCAACUGAAUUUGACUGUUACAAACUGUUCGAAAAACAU
Molecule: messenger RNA, 2821 nt
Organism: Acanthoscelides obtectus
Lineage: Eukaryota; Metazoa; Arthropoda; Insecta; Coleoptera; Chrysomelidae
Source: the annotation of a GenBank genome assembly